GAAACGGCGCGUCGUUGUUUGGUCCGAGUCUGUUGUAGUCCGUCUGUGUGGUCGGGGUUUCAUCUCCGUCCUGGUCUGAUUCCCGCAUGUCCGCGCAGGGCGACUGCGACUUCUUGGUGAAACGGGCCCGGGAGCUCGUGACUGAAGACCCUUGGGCUGCUAAAGCCUGGCUCAUCACCGCCCGGACCCUCUACCCCACCGACUUCAGCAUACAGUAUGAGAUGUACAUCAUUGAGCGCAAUGCGGAGAGGACCGCGUCAGCCGGCAGACUGCUCUAUGACAUAUUCAUUAAUUUCCCUGAUCAGCCGGUGGUGUGGCGAGAAAUUACGGUCAUAACAGCAGCGCUGCGGAACGACAGCCAGGACAAGCAUGCUCAGUUCCUUAAAGGUGUGUUUGAAACUCUCCCAGGCCCUGUGCAGUGUCAGAUGCUGCUAAAGGCUACUGAGCAGUGUUUCAACACUCUGGAGAAGGCAGAGAUGCUUCUGCUGCUGCUGAAGAGAUUCCCAGAGUCUGUAGUACAGCAUGGGGUCAGUUUAGGAGAAUCCCUUCUGGAGGCGGAGAAUGUGGAGGACUUGGACACGCCCGUCAACUGUUUCAGGAAGCUGUUUGUUUGUGAUGUUCUGCCGUUAAUAAUCAAUAAUAUGGAGAUGCGUCUUCCUGCUAGUCUCUUGCAUAAGUACAUGCACAAAGCGGCUGAGUUUUAUAUUGGCUAUGUGACACGAGGCCCCUGCACAGACCCACAAUUACAGGGACCUCAGGAGGUGGCCGGGCUUAAGUCACCUGGAAUGGGGCGGGGUCAGCGGUUUGUGAUUGAGGGGUUGUCAGAGAAAUCGUCUGUGGUGACGGAGCCGUGGGAGAGGUUGCUGGAGAUAGUGGGCGUGGUCGGAGCGAGGUGUGAGUGGCAGGGCGAGAAAGGGAGCAGGACGUACACAGAGCUGUUGCAGCGGGUAAAGGAAUUGUGCCGGUAUCUGCCCGGGUUGGAGGGAGAGACUCUGUCCCGCUGCUGCGGUCAGAUCGUCACCUGUUCCACACUGGUUCUUUUCCGCAGCGCCCACUUCUACGUUUCUACUGUCCAGCCCUCACUCUUUCAGAGUCAUAAUUCUCUUGGGGCGACUCCAUGGGUUCUUGUGGAGGAUCUGUCGAGUGUGUUUAGCGACGUUGAGGUGGAGAGAUCGAGCGGAAAACACGCACACAAGAAACGCAAGCUGGCAGAUGGACGAGAGAAAACCAUGAGUUCUGAUGAUGAGGAUGCUCUGGGUAAGGGACGAGGACGGCACAUUCUGGUGAAUAAGACAGAAAUGCCAGGAUGGGCGGAGACUUUAGAACAUUUCCGAACAGCUAGAGAGAGCUGGGACCUCCUACACUCUCACGAUGCUCUGGAAUCAGAGUUCAAUAAGAUCUGCGUGGCUUGGAAGACUGAAAGCUGGCUGUGGUUCCGAAUAUUCCUCACUGACAUGAUCAUAUAUCAGGGCCAGUACAGAAAAGCCCUGUCCAGUCUGGUACAGAUGUCAGCCCUGCAGCCCCAGCAGAGCCAGAACUCACUCACAGCAGCGUCCAACCUGGAGAUGCACAGAGCUUUGAUACAGCAAGCAUCCUGCCACUAUGCACUGGGGGAGCACAGGCUGGCAUGUGAGAAGCUGUUGGAGGUUGUCAGUGGUCUGGUACCUCAGAAUCAAGAAUCAACAAAGUCCAGUGAAGAGCAGGGCAGAGUCAGGAACAAGCCCAGGAAAGGCAAUGACCUGAGGCUUGUUCCGUGCACCAGCAAAGACAUCCUGCCGUUCUGUUUGCAGCUGAUGUUGGCCUGUUUCAAGUUGCGGGCAUUCGCAGAUGGUGGCAGGGAUGACCUAGCCCUGGGUCAUGUGAUCGUUCUCCUGCAGCAUGAUUGGCCACAGGGCGAGACUCUGUUCCUGAAGGCAGUGGACAAAAUUUGUGACCAUGGGAGUUUUCAGUAUGAGAACUUCUUCAACUAUGUCACCAACAUCGAUAUGUUGGAAGAGUUUGCGUACCUCCGUACAACAGAAGGGGGGCGGGUCCAACUGGAGUUGUUGCCCAAUCAAGGGAUGCUAAUUAAGAACCCCAGCCCCGCCCUGGGGGUGGAGUUAAAUACCCUGCUGCUUCCAGGGGCUCAGAAGGCUGACAGACAUCACACAGUGACCCGCGGCAUCACCAAAGGCGUGAAGGAAGAUUUUCGUCUGGCAAUGGAACGCCAAGUGUCCCGCUGCGGAGAAAACCUGCUCAGUGUGCUACAUCGCUUCUGCAUCAACGAGAAGAUCAUACUCAUCCAGUCCUUACCUUGACCGUUGGCCCAUAACUGCUCUUUGCCCUAAAGGUCAUGAAAUGCAUUUUUUAACAGAACUACUGGUCCCUCUUUAUAUAAGGUGUCCCUAAUAACAGUCUGUUCACCUGCUUAUGAAUGUGACUACUAUAUGUACUUCAUUACAGAUUAUAUUGUGCAUGCUUAAAAAAAUUGCACAGCAAUUCCAGUUUUGACUCUCGUGAUGGUUGGGAAUUGUUUAGAUUUAAAAGUGACUGUCACUAUCGCUGUUCUGUUGUUUCUAAAGGAUUUACGAGUUGAUUUCUUGAUUUUGCGAACAGGGAACAUCCAGUACUAAGGCAAAAGUGAAUGUAGAAUACAACUCUUAAGUUUAUAUUUUUUGAACAGGAGACAUUUCACUUAGUAAUGCCUGCUAUUUUGAAGAAGCAUUGAAUAUGUUACCUGGUUCAGUAGUAAUCAAAAUAAAAAAAAUUUCAUUUGGUGGACUCAUUUAUUGAUUUACUAUGUAGGCUGAGACAAUGUACCCAUUAUGGUUAAAUAGAUCUUUUUAUUAUGUACACCUUAAAUGAAGUUGGACAUUUGGAGAUACGAACAACAAAUGAUGUAUCUACCAAAAAUAUUUGUUUUAGAGGGUCUGUGACUUUGAUACAUUAGAAUUGUUGCAUAUUCUUGUUAUUGUAUACCUCAUGAAUUGGAGUUUAAGACUUUCUUUGUUAUAUAAUUCUAUGUUUGUAAACAAACAGUAAUAAACUUGUUUUUUUUUGUA
Colossoma macropomum (tambaqui) is the source of this 3041-nucleotide messenger RNA. RefSeq names its product integrator complex subunit 10 (gene ints10). Gene Ontology annotation, cellular component: integrator complex. Gene Ontology annotation, biological process: snRNA processing. The coding region runs from base 87 to 2297 and encodes 736 amino acids. The record is from RefSeq and is a predicted model, not a curated record. NCBI's taxonomy places the organism in Eukaryota, Metazoa, Chordata, Actinopteri, Characiformes, Serrasalmidae. The transcript is spliced from 18 exons.